Messenger RNA from Archocentrus centrarchus (flier cichlid), 4381 nucleotides. It is a transcript of the gene ebf3a, whose product is annotated as EBF transcription factor 3a. NCBI's taxonomy places the organism in Eukaryota, Metazoa, Chordata, Actinopteri, Cichliformes, Cichlidae. Bases 359 to 2071 code for a protein of 570 amino acids. Gene Ontology annotation, biological process: regulation of DNA-templated transcription. The transcript has 16 exons. The record is from RefSeq and is a predicted model, not a curated record. Gene Ontology annotation, molecular function: DNA-binding transcription factor activity; DNA binding.
GGCCGAGAAUUUUUUGUAAAAAAAAAAAAAAACUCUUAAAAACUCGCAGAGUGGAUUUUUUUUUUCUGUCCUGAAAAAGUUGAAUUGAAUCUGAAAAACAGAUGAAAAGUUCUGCAGAAUUUUAAACUCAUAACCUCCUCUUCUCUUUUUCUCCUUCUUCCUCCUCUUAUUUUUUCCUCACCGCCUCGUUUCAGACUUCGAGGUUUCAGUGAAGAAAAUGUCGCCCAAUCAGAAGCCUCGGUCCAUCCUGUAGAUCACAUUUUUUUUUCUGCUGGACUUUUUCCCUGUAGAGUUUUUCUUCUUCUUGUUUUCGCGGCUGUGCUGCAGCGUCGGUGGUCGCGGCGUCGGGGCCCCUGAGAUGUUUGGGAUCCAGGACAACCUGCCCCGCGGGGCCACAGCCAACAUGAAGGAGGAGCCGCUGGCUGUUCGCUCCUGGAUGCACUCGGCCGGCGUGGUGGACGCCAACACGGCCGCUCAGAGCGGGGUGGGGUUAGCUCGUGCUCACUUUGAGAAGCAGCCUCCAUCCAACCUGAGAAAGUCCAACUUCUUCCACUUCGUGCUGGCUCUGUACGACCGCCAGGGUCAGCCCGUUGAGAUUGAACGCACCGCCUACGUCGAUUUCGUGGAGAAGGAAAAGGAGCCGACAGGAGAGAAGACCAACAACGGGAUCCACUACAAGCUGCAGCUGCUCUACAGUAACGGAGUAAGGACGGAGCAGGACCUGUACGUCCGCCUCAUCGACUCCAUGACCAAACAGGCAAUCAUCUAUGAAGGCCAGGACAAGAACCCGGAGAUGUGCCGAGUUCUGCUGACACACGAGAUCAUGUGCAGUCGCUGCUGUGAUAAGAAGAGCUGCGGAAACAGGAACGAGACGCCGUCAGACCCCGUCAUCAUCGACAGGUUCUUCCUCAAGUUCUUCCUGAAGUGUAACCAGAACUGUCUGAAAAAUGCAGGAAACCCACGAGACAUGAGGCGGUUUCAGGUGGUGGUGUCAACAACGGUGAAUGUGGACGGUCACGUUCUCGCCGUUUCCGACAACAUGUUCGUACACAACAACUCCAAACAUGGCCGCCGAGCCCGGAGACUGGACCCGUCUGAGGCCACUCCCUGCAUUAAAGCCAUCAGUCCCAGCGAAGGCUGGACGACGGGCGGAGCCACCGUCAUUCUGAUUGGAGACAACUUCUUCGAUGGCCUUCAGGUCGUCUUUGGCACCAUGUUGGUGUGGAGUGAGCUGAUAACCCCUCAUGCUAUUCGGGUCCAGACUCCUCCCCGUCACAUCCCUGGAGUCGUCGAGGUCACGCUGUCCUACAAGUCCAAGCAGUUCUGUAAAGGAGCACCAGGACGAUUCGUCUACACAGCACUGAACGAGCCCACCAUUGAUUACGGCUUCCAGAGGUUACAGAAGGUCAUCCCUCGUCACCCCGGAGACCCGGAGAGGCUACCCAAGGAGGUGCUGUUGAAGAGAGCAGCAGACCUGGUGGAGGCACUCUACGGAAUGCCUCAUAACAACCAGGAGAUCAUCCUGAAACGAGCGGCGGACAUCGCUGAAGCUCUCUACAGCGUUCCCAGGAACCACAACCAGAUCCCAUCACUAGGCAACACCACUUCCCAUGGCAUGAUGGGAGUCAACUCCUUCAGCGGGCAGCUCGCCGUCAACGUCUCUGAGACCACGCAAGUUGGCUACAGUCGAAACACCAGCAGCGUGUCACCGCGAGGAUAUGUACCAAGCUCCACCCCCCAACAGAGUAACUAUGGUAAUACAGUUAGCAACAGCAUGAAUGGCUACGGCAACACGGGCAUGCCAAACCUUGGAGUGGCAACAUCGCCGGGUUUCCUCAAUGGGUCGUCGGCCAAUUCGCCCUACGGCAUUGUUCCCUCCAGUCCGACCAUGGCCGUCUCUAACUGUAACUCCUCACAUGGAGUUUUUUCCUUCUCGGCUGCCGUCAAACAGAAGAGCGCCUUUGCUCCCGUCGUCCGGCCGCCAGCCUCGCCUCCCCCUCCACCCAACUGCUCUGCCAACAAUGCCAAUGGGCUGCAAGCCAUGUCCGGCCUCGUCGUUCCUCCGAUGUAGAAAAUCUUCCUUCUCAUCCCUCACCUAUCUCCUCCCCUCAGCCACGAGCACUAAUCACCUCAGAGGAGGAGAGGCCUGUGGCCUAAGGAGGCGGGGCCGCAGCUGACCAGUCAGGACAGAGUAGUGAUCCUGUCGUCUGUGACUGGGCGGAGCCUCCGGUCUCUAAAGAAGAAACUGAAAAGCAGUUUUUGUAGAGCAGUUUUCUGCAGGUGCUUUCAGCUCUCUGUAAUUAUGAUGUUAUACUCUGUGUUUGGGGGCGGGGUCAGUUGAUGUAAAAACUGUAAUGUCACACCUGAGACUUCACUUCCUCUGCUUGAGAUGCAUUUUAGUUGAAGAAAUGGGAAUUUUAAGAUUAGUGAGAUUAAAGGCUUCAAAUAACAGAAAAAGGUUAUUUUUAAUAUAAUUCAUCUAGUAUUCAGGGUGCUGAUGGCGCUCUUCAGCAGAUAAUGACUGUGUGAUGUGAUGAAUACCUCUGAAAAUACCUGAGUUUAGGUGAAGCUCAGUGGGGGGAGGACAAACACUACCUGGUUCAGGAUUUUGUUUUUGACCAAGUCUACAGAUGAUCUUCCCAAUAAUCCAGGACAUCCCAUCACAUGGGCAUCAAACUUUUGCAAACAUUUAGCAAAGCAUAAGUCUUACUUUUGAAUAAACUUACAGACAAGAGGGAAGAAGGAAGCUGAAGAACAUGGAAAAAUAGAAACCUUCUAAUGAAAUGCAUGUAGGAAAGAGACUUCCAAAGUAGGAACAGGACAUGUCAGGCAAUGGAAAGCAGGGUAGGAGGUACAUCUCCAGACGAGGACCAAAGAAGAAAUGAAAACUUAGAUAAAAAGGGAAACAGAGAGGUUAAAGAUCCAACAAACAAGUUGGACACUCUGUUCAGGGAAAACUAAAGAUGGUUAUUGAAGGAGUUAGGAAGAAGGAUGCACUCUAGCUAAGGAGCUUGGCUUGAGGAUUUCUCCUCAGAGAUUAAGGAAGGCAGGAAUCAAAGAAGGCACCUUCUGCUUGAGAGGUGUGGACGUGAAAAACAUGGAACCUGUUCAUCUGACAAGGAAGGAACAUUUUCAGUUUUGGGGGAAGUUUGGGUGUUAGGUACGUGUUUUCCACGAGCGUGGUGCCAGUGCACAGCCAGAUCUGUCUAUUAAGAAUCACCUGACAUCUUGAAAGAUCUGAGAAUGCGAAGUUGGGUAAUUUCCAUUGGAAGAAUAGCAUAGAGGAUACAUUUCUUGUCGGUAGGUUUCAGCUUCAAGCAGUUUUUGUAGAGCAGUGCUGGUACAAAAGGUCCGCCCUCCACACCAUAAGGAAGACAAAACAAGGAAGAUCUAUUUUUUUCUUUAGACACAAAAGAGGAGCAAUGUCUUACUAAGGGGUUCAGGGGAGAUGGGAGGUUCCUGUUAUUUCUGAGAGACAGCAAUCCUCCUGAGCUACGAAGUGUUGGUGCCAACAGACUCAGGAGAACAGAGAGGGAACAAAUGGGAAGCUUAGCCAUGACAGGCUCCUCCCACUGAGAAUUCACUAAAAUCUGUUACAGAAUUGAGCGCUGUGUCCGUGUCUGCUCAUGAACUCGGUUUAUUUUAUCUGUCAGGAAUGUUUGCCGAGUUUUCAGAGUCACAGAGCCCAGAGGUCUGAGGCCUUAUCAUUUGAAGCCUUUAAUCAUUUCAGUAACCUCAGCACAUAAACGUCUGACCUCUGAAAGCACAAAGAUAAGAAUAAUGAAUGAAAAAUAUCAUUUCCCUUACAAGCCCCUUCUUCUUCUUUUAGCCCCGCCCCCGUGCGUCUGUUUAUUUUUUAUGCUUGCACUGUAAAAACAAAUCCUGCAUCCUGAUACGCUACUGUGACUGUCCGUCUUCUUGUUCAGAGUUGUCUUUUUAACCCUAGGCCCCUCCCCCUACCCUAAAACCCAGCCCCACACACUCAAGCCCCGCCCCUGUGUGUAUUUCUCUGUGGGUUUUGUGAUUUUUGCCAAAGUUGUAGCUGGCUGAAUAUUUAUACGUCACUGUGGUUGAUCACACCGCCCCCACCCGUCACUGAGCUCACUGAGGGAAUCUCUUUUUGUAACAUACAGAUUAUAAAUAGUGUAUUUAUAUCUGAGAUUGUUUUGUAUAAAUGGAUGUCGAGUCAUGUCGUCUUCAUUGGGUUUUAGACGUGUGUAUGUGGUGGUGCCACACUGAAAAACAACCAUUGUUUUGUAUCAAAAAAAAAAAAAGAAAACUUAAUGUCUUCUCACAUUUAUAGCGCUGUCAAUCAAAGCUGACCUCCAAUCAGCUCCACUGGUUUGGUUUCAGUUGUUUUUAAUGUAAAUCUUGUUUAAUG